ACCAACUUCAAUAUCUAACAGUUGUCGCUAGACGCCACCUACUCAUUGUUCGUUUGCGCAACUCUUCUAUACACUUCUUUCUCCGCCCAUCACUGUCCCUCAGUAUCAACCCUUCUCGUUCCAUCGAACAAAAUCAAAAUCCGUAUUCCCAAAAUGGCAGCAAUAUCAGGGAAGGUUGUCCAACAUAAUCUGGUAGCAAAGUGCUGCCAGCAGAAUAGGGAAUUGAGCACCAAAUAUCAACUGCACUAUUGUACCCUUAAUAGGUGCAAUUCGCUUCCUCCUGUAGGAGGGAAGUUGGCAUGGAAUGGCAACUCCACCAUGCAACGGGGCGCAUUGUCAAAAUUUAGGCGAGGAGUUAUUUAUUGCAAUGCUGCCUCAUCGGCCACUGCAAUUCCGUUUGUUGAGAAAAGCGACUUUCUUAAGCUUCAGAAUGGCAGUGAUAUACGUGGAGUAGCCGUUGAUGGAGUUGAGGGAGAACCUCUUACUCUCACGGAGCCAGUUACAGAAGCAAUAGCAGCAGGGUUUGCUGGCUGGUUGAAAAAGAAAUAUGAUUCUUCUAAACGUCUAAGAGUCUCCAUCGGUCAUGACUCACGAAUUUCUGCGCAGAAGUUGCAGGAUGCAGUUUCUCAAGGACUUGCUAGAGCUGGAGUUGAAGUCAUCCAGUAUGGAUUGGCAUCCACACCAGCCAUGUUCAACAGCACUCUUACAGUAGAUGAAGAAUUUUCCUGUCCAGUGGAUGGCUCCAUAAUGAUUACAGCAAGCCAUCUUCCCUACAACAGGAAUGGGUUCAAAUUCUUUACACGUGCUGGAGGUCUUGGAAAGCCAGACAUCAAAGAUAUCUUGGAGCGAGCUGCAGAGAUAUACAAAAAUAUUGCAAAUGAAGAUUCUAAGGGGGCGGAAACAGCUGUUUCUCUAUCUGUUAAAAGAGUGGAUUACAUGUCCAUUUAUGCCUCUAAUCUUGUGGCAGCAGUCCGCAGAGCUGCAGGAAAUAUAGAAAAGCCACUGGAAGGAUUCCAUAUCGUAGUUGAUGCAGGGAACGGAGCAGGGGGAUUCUUUGUAGGAAAGGUGCUUGAGCCUCUGGGUGCUAUUACUUCUGGUAGUCAGUUCUUGGAACCAGAUGGUUUGUUUCCCAAUCAUAUACCUAACCCAGAGGAUAAAACAGCCAUGAAAGCUAUCACCAAGGCAGUACUCGAUAACAGGGCUGAUUUGGGAAUCAUCUUUGAUACAGAUGUUGACAGGUCUGCAGCUGUGGAUUCGAGUGGUCGUGAAUUUAACCGAAAUCGUUUGAUUGCUUUAAUGUCUGCAAUUGUUUUGGAGGAACAUCCUGGGACCACUAUUGUCACAGACAGUGUUACAUCAGAUGGGCUGACAACAUUUAUUGAAAAGAAACUAGGAGGGAAGCAUCACAGGUUCAAAAGAGGAUACAAGAAUGUAAUUGAUGAAGCUAUUCGUCUGAACUCUGUUGGUGAGGAAGCACAUUUGGCUAUUGAAACUAGUGGCCAUGGAGCUCUAAAGGAGAAUCAUUGGCUUGAUGAUGGUGCAUACCUUAUGGUGAAGUUACUGAAUAAGCUUGCAUCAGCUAGAACAUCGGGACAAGGAAGCGGCAGCAAAGUCUUGACUGACAUGGUGGAGGGUCUUGAAGAACCAGCUGUUGCUGUUGAACUUAGACUAAAGAUCGAUAAUCAAUCAGAUCUUAUAGGAGGAUCCUUCCGUGAUUAUGGGGAAGCAGUGUUGAAGCAGCUUGAGAAUACAGUUGACUCAGAUGCUAAGCUUCUAAAAGCACCUGUUAACUAUGAAGGGGUUAGAGUUUCUGGUUAUGGAGGGUGGUUCCUUCUAAGACUUUCACUACAUGACCCUGUUCUACCCCUUAAUAUUGAGGCACCAAGCAACGAGGCUGCUGUAAAACUUGCUCAUGAUGUGCUUAAUGCUGUGAAAGAGUUCACCGCCCUUGAUACCUCCGCCUUGACUAAGUUUGUUGGAGCAUGAGUAUGAGCAGUUGUGCUUGCAUUUAUCUGUUAUCUAGAUGAUCAUCAACGUUUGGACAACCUGACCACGGGGCCACUGAUGUGUUUUUGGAUCUUUCAUAACUUGGAAAUGCUGGCAUAGAAAAGUUUUCUUUCACAAAUCAAGAGCUGUAUGUAAUAAAGUUAUACUGUCUGCAAACAACAUAAAAAUGUGAAUGAUAGGUACCCAGAGACAGUUGUGAUUACUUCGUUUAUAUUAGUUGUUUGGUGCAUCCUUUACCUCAAGGAAUACAGAUAUCCAAGGCCGAUUGGAACUUUGCCUUGAAUAGGACUCCAUUAUGGUUUGUCAACACCAGACAUCAUGUAGAAAGAAAAAUCUGUCCUUGCUACACACUUCAACCUGGGGGAACCACGAAACGAUGCUCAAGUCUCCAUUUCUGGUUAUAGGAACAAGUUGAUGGGCUAUAUAAUAAAUUGUAUUACUACUUUUGAUUUUUGUAUCCUAUUUCUGAAAAUAUAAAAAAAUGAAAUUCAGUAGUUAACUCUUUGGGGGUUUUUUCGUCUUUUUUUUUCUUCUCUUGGAGGAUAUGGGUAGAGUGAAAUUGAAAAUUACCAUGAAACUUGGACUAUUCUGAUGAGUUUGGAGGUUGUUAUCCGUCAAAUACAAGAAUUUAAGCAGGAGUUUUGGUUAUUCUUA
Nicotiana tabacum (common tobacco) is the source of this 2661-nucleotide messenger RNA. RefSeq lists its product as uncharacterized. The record is from RefSeq and is a predicted model, not a curated record. Gene Ontology annotation, molecular function: phosphomannomutase activity. Lineage: Eukaryota; Viridiplantae; Streptophyta; Magnoliopsida; Solanales; Solanaceae. Gene Ontology annotation, cellular component: chloroplast stroma. Gene Ontology annotation, biological process: carbohydrate metabolic process.